CAAGCGUCAACGCAGCCGUCGUGCUACAGUACAAGACCUGGCGUGUCUGGAACUACAAGCGUGUGCAUGGCAUCCCCUUUGACAAGAAACACAAAGCCACAGCUACGUUCAUCGCCAACAACAGCACUCUACAGCCCCUGAGGCGUGGUCAGCCAGAUAACCUCAUCUCCGGAGACUUUAACUUCGCGCAGGUUGACUUUGGUGAUGAUAUGGGCGAUUUGGGAGAUUUGAUGGAUCUG
Sphaeroforma arctica JP610 is the source of this 239-nucleotide messenger RNA. RefSeq lists its product as hypothetical. Lineage: Eukaryota; Ichthyosporea; Ichthyophonida. The transcript has a single exon. The record is from RefSeq and is a predicted model, not a curated record. The annotation marks the transcript as partial.